AAAAUUUUCCACAAAAAAAUAAUGCUCCAAAAAAUUCUGCCGCGGGGCCUUCGUCCACACGGCAAUGCCCGCGACCAGAGUGUGACCGCCACUCCCCUGCUCUCCAAUUUUGACUUGACUCUCUCUCUCUCUCUCUCUCUCUCUCUCUCUCUCUCUCCACAAAACCAAACCUUUUCUUUUGAGAACUUUUAUCUUCUGAUUUUAGCUUCAAGAGUUUCUUCUGCCUUUCUUUCUGUUUCAGUUUCUCCUAUGGCCAUGGCUCCUCUCCUCUCUCUGGCUUUCCUUCUCUCCAUCCUCUGUUCCCUCUCCCCUGCCCUCUCUACCAAUUCCGAAGGAAAUGCUCUCCAUGCCCUGAGAACCAGGCUCUCCGACCCCACCAAUGUUUUGCAGAGCUGGGACCCGACUCUGGUUAAUCCCUGCACCUGGUUCCAUGUCACCUGCGACUCCAGCAACCAUGUCGUUCGCCUGGAUUUGGGUAAUUCUAAUAUUUCUGGGACUUUGGGGCCAGAGCUUGGAGAGCUCAAGCAUCUUCAGUACUUGGAACUUUAUAGGAAUGACAUAGGAGGGAAAAUCCCUAAAGAGUUUGGUAAUUUGAAGAACCUCAUCAGCAUGGAUCUAUACGGCAACAGAUUUGAAGGAGAGAUCCCUAAGUCUCUUGCAAAAUUGAAGUCACUCAGAUUUCUACGUUUAAACAACAACAGACUAACUGGUUCGAUCCCAAGGGAACUCACUGCACUUACUAAUCUCAAAGUCUUUGAUGUUUCUAAUAAUGAUCUGUGUGGCACUAUUCCGGUAGAUGGCCCAUUCGGAAGUUUCUCAAUGGAAAGUUUCGUAAACAAUCGGCUAAAUGGACCGGAGCUGAAAGGGCUGGUACCCUAUGACUUUGGAUGCUGAAGUCCCCAAACUCCAAAUCCUCUCGCAGGUUUUGAUGAUGAAGCUUAAUUAUUAAAUUAUAGAUUGCAGAUUUAUGUGCCCCUUGGUUAUAUGUAUACAUCUAUAAAAUUAAGCAGUGCAAACUGUUCUUCUGUGAUGGAUAUACAUCAUAUAUGAGAAUUAGCAAUGAAAAGAACCAUUCUUUUA
Malania oleifera is the source of this 1080-nucleotide messenger RNA. Its product is annotated as leucine-rich repeat protein 2-like. The transcript has 7 exons. Bases 22 to 894 code for a protein of 290 amino acids. The record is from RefSeq and is a predicted model, not a curated record. Gene Ontology annotation, molecular function: protein binding. NCBI's taxonomy places the organism in Eukaryota, Viridiplantae, Streptophyta, Magnoliopsida, Santalales, Ximeniaceae.